This is a messenger RNA of Lentinula edodes (shiitake mushroom), 1189 nucleotides long. RefSeq lists its product as uncharacterized. The record is from RefSeq and is a predicted model, not a curated record. Bases 200 to 844 code for a protein of 214 amino acids. NCBI's taxonomy places the organism in Eukaryota, Fungi, Basidiomycota, Agaricomycetes, Agaricales, Omphalotaceae. The transcript has 4 exons.
AAUGCGAAUUUGCGAAAAGAUGCCCUUCCUAACACUUCUGGUCAAGUAAACGCCUCGCCACAUACUGCUCUGCUGGUCAAAGUAGUGUGUUCUUCUGUUAUCCUUAAACCACUAACAGUUCAGCUUCAACGUUUAACACCUCGCUCUUCGUACCAAGUCGCCAAGCACCCCCAUUUCUCCGACAACCAAAUCCUCCGUCAUGCAAUUGCGCUUCUCCUUUGUUCUGUUAGGCCUCGCUGCCGCCACGUACUCGAGGCCUAUCGCCGAUUCUCCACUCCAAACUCACGAAGGGCUCUCGACAACGACCUUCAAGGCUACAGCUACACCGACUGCUGCUUUGGAUGCGAAUUUUGAGAACCCUCGUGUUGCGCAGUCGGAAACGAUUGUCUUGACCAGUGAUCCUACUCGCACCGCGUCGUUAACGAGACAUACUAGUCGUGUAGCCGAAACGCAGACAUCAUCUCCCGAUACAAGAACGCUCAAAUCAAAACGUUUCUUAGAGGAAGUAGCUCAUGGCUUGUCCAACGCCGCUGGCAGUAUCCAAAAUACUACUGACCACUUUGAGGAUGUGAAACACAAGUACACGCAGCCAUUCGCGGACGCGGGUGCCGCGAUGCAUAAUGCGACUUCGGAUGUGAAGGAAGGGUUCGAAAACCUAGGGGAUGGUGUGAAGAAUGGUACAGAAAACUUGACCAAUGGGGUGAAGAAUAGUGUGGAGGGAGCAGCAGGUAAAAUGAAGAAUGGCACGGAAAGUGUAGUCAACGGCGUGAAGGAUGGCGCAGAAGGUGCACUUGCUGGGGGAAAGGCAGGGUGGAAUAAUGCAGGACCGGACUCCUCUUCUUGAUUACUGAGUUCAAUAGUAUUGUCAUAUUCGUUUGUGGAAUUGGAUGAUUAUCUUGCAUGAGAAAAGGCCUCAGGAAGGUCUUGAUGACUCUGGGAGUCUUAGUUAGGCUGGCUUAUUUCAACUACAUAUAGAUGUGGUUCAAACUUCGAACUGCUCACAUCCUCAGCAUGCGCUUGUACUUGGUACCUAAGUUUUCCCCGCUCUUGGCUCCGGAAUGGUGGUCGGCGGCGGUUCUCAGCGGUUCUCUCUCUCAACCUGUGCUUUAGGGGAAUACACAAAUGUCAUGAUUUUAGGCCAACAUUAGGAAACAGCAUGUCGAAAGUAGUGAAUAUCUCUCGAACUCUU